AUGGCGCCUGCUGUUAUGACGACUAGAUAUUCACGAAUCGUUGCCAAUGAUAGUGUAACUGCUCAAAACGACAUUAUCACUGAUAAGGUUAGAUUGAAGCUAUAAACAUUUAAACAAAAAUAUUCCUGCUUUUCAGAAAUGGUGUCAAUCUUUCCCUCAAUCACUUGCCGAUGAAACGAGUUCUUCGAAAUUCAUGACUCGUGCAAUGUUCGUUGCGUUUUCUUGCGUAUUUCGUUAUCGCAAAAUUCUAGGAGACGAAUGUUUCAAGUCGAAUUAUAUCACAAAAUCGAUGAAAAUUCGAUCUCUGAAUUUUGAAAACCCACAAUCUUUGGCAAUAUCUCAACAUUUACGAGCUGCUGGUGAAGCAGUCAAAGAUGGAGUGCUUGAAGAAUUGGCUAUGGUUAUAACUAAAAAUAAAGGAGACGUCGAAGCACUUGAAGUUUUCUCGUGGAAAAUGCAUUAUGAUGAACACAACAAUCCAUCAGCCAAUCUUGUGUGAGUAUAUUUGAAAAAAUAUGUAUUUUCAAAAUCAAUGAUUUCAGAAUGAAUGGCUCAGACAAUUCGCCGAUAUAUCAACUCAGUACAAUCAAUUAUUCUGGUUCAAAAUCUGUACGUGAUCAAUUGGUUAUGUUGGUUCGUAGUUUGCAAGUCAUAUGUCAAAGAAUUCUUGCUCCGCUGCCAGAAAACUACUCUGUGAACUUCAGAUUAUCUUAUAUGGAUCGUAAGUUAUCUGGCAAAAACAAUUCGCAUGAUGCAACAUUUUUCAUAUAGAAGUGACAAAAAUGAAAAGCCCAGAUGUUAUUCUAACUAAAAAAUUUCUCGUUAUUUUUCAGACACCCGUCCUGAUUACAAAGUUCAAGGAUUCAAUGAGACAAAAACUUUCUACGAACUUCCUGAGGAUUGUCAAUCUGCUACUCUCGGUCAACUUCGUCCAGGACAUCAUGGUUGUGAUCUUUCAUGUUCAAGUGUUUUCAUGAAUGAUUCAUACGAAGCCGAAAUGACAUUAAAGAAAUAUACUGAUAAAUUGGCCGACACUUUGGGAUAUGAUGUUCCCAACACACUUUAUCAAUCAUUUUCAUCUGAUGCGAAUGCUUCAAAUGUUACACAAGAAAAAACACCUGAACCAGUAGCUCAAGCAAAAAAAUCAAAAGUUGCCACUCCAGAUGAAGAAUUGAUUGUGAGUAAAUUUGUUCACAAUUGAAUAUCGUUUUCUAUUUAAUACUUUUUCAGGAAAAAGUUGAAUCAGUUCAACUUGAAAAUUCUCCAAUCAAAAAAGCAGUCAACACACGUGGAAGACGUAAGCGCGGACAAGAAGAAGCAGCAGCAGCAACUCAACAAGUAGAAGAACAACCACCAAAAAUUGACAAGAAUAAAUAUGGCCGUGUUCGUUCAGUCUCCGUUGUUACUCCAGAAAAAAGAUCGAGAAGAAGAUAA
Caenorhabditis angaria is the source of this 1434-nucleotide messenger RNA. Lineage: Eukaryota; Metazoa; Nematoda; Chromadorea; Rhabditida; Rhabditidae. The record is from the annotation of a GenBank genome assembly.